AAAACACUUUAGUCUCCACCGAAGCGUCAGAGCUGUCCUGUCUCUCAGCUCUACCACUGUAUUCAGAGUCCUGGAAAAACAGUGUUGAGCAGCAGACACUGAUGAGCUAAAGCCCAACGAUAAAGAAAAAAAAGAGAGAGCAAAGGAAAGAAGGAAGGGAAAAAAGGAGGAAACCCAUCAACAGUCAAACCCAGUAACUUGUUUCAGUUCAUUCAUCUUUUUCUUCCUCCCAGUUCCAGGAAGUGAGGACUGUGAAGAUUGGUCUCUCCACGUUUGGGCCCGAGGACAUGGCGCGGAGAUUCCCAGGAAUUCCUCCCAUCUGGUUUGCCAACGUGGGGAUUCUCCUCCUGAUUCCCGCUCUCCCGACGGCCACUGGACAGGGAGCCCCAAGACGGCAGGAACCGGGGGACUUUGUCAAACAAGAGAUUGGAGGACUGUCUCCAAAGCAUGGACCAGAUAUUGCUGACGACAGCACCGACAACAUCACCAUCUUCACCCGGAUCUUGGACCGGCUGCUGGAUGGAUACGACAACCGGCUAAGACCUGGGCUUGGAGACACCGUCACCGAAGUCAAGACAGACAUCUACGUGACGAGUUUCGGCCCCGUCUCGGACACAGACAUGGAGUACACCAUCGAUGUGUUUUUCCGGCAGACUUGGCACGACGAACGCCUUAAAUUUGACGGCCCCAUGAAGAUCCUGCCACUCAACAAUUUGCUGGCAAGUAAGAUCUGGACGCCUGAUACUUUCUUCCACAAUGGGAAGAAGUCAGUGGCUCACAACAUGACCACCCCCAACAAGCUGUUACGUCUGGUGGACAACGGGACCCUUCUGUACACCAUGAGAUUAACCAUUCAUGCCGAGUGUCCCAUGCACCUGGAGGAUUUCCCCAUGGACGUGCAUGCUUGCCCGCUGAAGUUCGGUAGCUAUGCUUACACAAAGACUGAAGUGAUCUAUUCCUGGACCCUUGGAAAGAACAAAUCCGUAGAAGUGGCCCAGGAUGGCUCUCGCCUGAACCAGUAUGACCUUUUGGGCCAUGUGGUGGGGACUGAGAUCAUCAGAUCUAGUACAGGGGAAUAUGUCGUCAUGACGACCUACUUCCACCUCAAGAGGAAGAUUGGAUACUUUGUAAUCCAGACAUACCUACCCUGCAUCAUGACUGUCAUCCUAUCCCAGGUUUCCUUCUGGCUCAACCGGGAAUCUGUCCCUGCCCGCACAGUCUUUGGUGUCACCACGGUCCUCACCAUGACCACGCUGAGCAUCAGCGCCAGAAACUCUUUACCUAAGGUGGCAUACGCGACGGCCAUGGACUGGUUCAUAGCCGUCUGUUAUGCCUUCGUGUUUUCUGCGCUGAUUGAAUUUGCCACGGUCAACUACUUCACCAAACGCAGCUGGGCCUGGGAUGGCAAGAAGGUGCUGGAGGCCCAGGAGAUGAAGAAAAAGGAGCCAGUGGCUCUGGCGAAGAAAACCAACAACAGUUAUAACAUCGUGGGCACAACCUAUGCCCUCAAUAUCGCCAAAGACCCCGGGCUCUCCACCAUCUCCAAGAGCGCCACCCCCACCGUCGCGGCCACUGCCACGCCCGCUUCCCCCCAAAAUACCCCCCACGUUGAGGAGAAGCCCCCUGAAAACAAGAAGACCUACAACAGCGUCAGCAAGGUGGAUAAAAUCUCCCGCAUCAUCUUCCCUGUUCUCUUCGCUAUAUUCAACUGGUCUACUGGGCCAACAUACGUAAACCGGGAGUCAGCAAUCAAGGGCAUGAUCCGCAAGCAAUAGAGGACCCCCUCAGCAGCGACGCAAACAAGCCUUCCACCUCCCAGUAGCAUCCGGGGCAGGCAGGAAUUCUCCAGGUUUCGCCUUCAUUUCUUUCCCAACCAAGGACGUUAUGUGUUUUAUUUCUGAGAGCUCUCGACUAGGCUAGACACUGAUUUUAUUUUGGGGACGUCCAUCUCAAAAAACAAACAAAAUCACCACAGUGGGAAGAUGUGCCUCUGACGUGGCGAGUCACCCAUCCAGCCCCACCUCCACAGCCCCUGAACAUCUUUCCAUCGGACCCUCUGAGUGAGAGCCACUAGCAUGCAUGGAUCCUGCGGAGGGCCUGCGUGUGUGUUUAUGUGUGUCUGCGUGUGUGAGUGUGUGCGUGUACCUCCCUUCCAUCCCAGGAUGGACAACCUGACCACUCUUGGGGCCCCAAGGCGAGGAAGGAGCCCCCAGGGUUGGGGGGACAACCAGCUGCAUUCCCAUUGGGUGAGGCAGUUGGUGACCCAUGGCUGCCCUCAUCCUCACCCUGUUUCUCUCCUCUUCUGACCACCCCUCCAUGCAGCAGGUGUCACAGGUUAGCAGAGAGCUUUUGAUUCCCGGAAGCAGAGGGCUAGCGCUUUCUCUAAAUGGCCACUGUCCAAAUGGCUAAGCAGCCUGGCUGUGUUCAGUGGCUUGGACAGUUCAUCAUCACAUGGGGGACUGUACACACCCGACUAUGCUACAGUACUGGUUGAUGUCAGACCUGGCACGGAGGGCCGGCCGUGCCUCCCUGGCCUCAAUCCACCUCCCUUCUGCUUCACCGAGCCCUCAGGAAGAACACAGCCUUCUCUUGGAUGACCUCCAGUCGCUGCUGCAUCGGUCGCCUGCACAACCCUGCACGUCCAGGAGCUGAAGAAGGGCCGCCCAGGAGGGCUCCCUGCUUUAGUCUGUCUCAUUGCCCCCGCCGCCCCGCGCGUGAACUCUCCAGAGGAAGAGGAUCAAGCACUUUUUAUACAUAAAAAAGAAAUCAGGAAAAAGAGAAAAGACAAAAUACUGUGGAUGAAAGAAAGAUCAAAGUCAAAUGCCCUGCCAAGAUGAGAAAGCAGAGGAAGGCAGAAGACCCUGGAGGAGGUGGGAGGGAGUGGUUGAGCAGUGGAG
This is a messenger RNA of Ornithorhynchus anatinus (platypus), 2897 nucleotides long. RefSeq names its product gamma-aminobutyric acid type A receptor subunit alpha3 (gene GABRA3). The transcript is spliced from 10 exons. Bases 288 to 1775 code for a protein of 495 amino acids. NCBI's taxonomy places the organism in Eukaryota, Metazoa, Chordata, Mammalia, Monotremata, Ornithorhynchidae. Gene Ontology annotation, cellular component: GABA-A receptor complex; dendrite membrane; neuron projection. Gene Ontology annotation, molecular function: benzodiazepine receptor activity; transmitter-gated monoatomic ion channel activity involved in regulation of postsynaptic membrane potential; GABA-A receptor activity. The record is from RefSeq and is a predicted model, not a curated record. Gene Ontology annotation, biological process: gamma-aminobutyric acid signaling pathway; monoatomic ion transmembrane transport; nervous system process.